Nelumbo nucifera (sacred lotus) is the source of this 2311-nucleotide messenger RNA. It is a transcript of the gene HSF3, whose product is annotated as heat shock factor 3. Gene Ontology annotation, molecular function: RNA polymerase II cis-regulatory region sequence-specific DNA binding; DNA-binding transcription factor activity. Gene Ontology annotation, cellular component: nucleus. Gene Ontology annotation, biological process: regulation of transcription by RNA polymerase II; cellular response to heat. The record is from RefSeq and is a predicted model, not a curated record. Lineage: Eukaryota; Viridiplantae; Streptophyta; Magnoliopsida; Proteales; Nelumbonaceae.
UAGCGAUUUCUCAAGCAGACCGGUUAGUGUCCGUUUCUUCCGUCGUCUCCCGGCUCUCUUCCACCAUUAAAAACCCAUUCAUCUCUACCUCUUCCUUAGCUCAUUCGUUCAGGCAGUGACCGUACAACGGCGUUCCGCCUGUAAUUUAGGGUUUCUGCCUUAUUCCAUUUACCAUCGGAGAUGCUUUUUUCCGAUUGCGAUCAACAACCUUCAAUUCGCCUUCAAUGACUCGAAUAUAAUUCCCCUAUCUUAGCUUCUCCUUCGACAGUUGUAGCAGUAAUGACGCCAUUUCGUCUCUGUUAAACCUCUAUACUAUGUAAAGUGAAGUUGCCUCUGAAGCUUUGGAUUCUGUUCUCGACUUGUUAAUUAAUCGUAUCGAUGCUUGUCGUGGUUUGAACUCUUGGCGAACAAUGGAUGGAGUUCAGAGCACAACCACGAUUGCAAGCUCGAGCUCCGCACCUAACGCGAAUGCUCCGCCGCCGUUCUUGAGCAAGACCUAUGACAUGGUCGAUGAUCCUUCGACGAAUUCGAUCGUGUCUUGGAGCCCUAGUAACAACAGCUUCGUAGUCUGGAAUCCGCCGGAGUUUGCAAGGGAUCUUUUGCCUAAGUAUUUCAAGCACAACAACUUCUCCAGCUUUGUCAGACAGUUAAAUACAUACGGUUUCAGGAAAGUUGAUCCUGACCGCUGGGAAUUUGCAAACGAGGGGUUUUUGAGAGGUCAAAAACACUUGUUGAAAACUAUUAAUAGGCGAAAACCCUCCCAUAUACAUCAUCAACAACAACCUCAAGGACAGAAUUCUUCAGUCGCGGCAUGUGUUGAGGUGGGAAAGUUUGGCCUUGAGGAAGAGGUUGAGAGACUUAAAAGGGACAAGAAUGUGCUUAUGCAGGAACUGGUUAGGCUGAGGCAGCAGCAACAAGCAACUGAUCACCAGUUGCAGACCAUGGGGCAACGGCUUCAGGGAAUGGAGCAGAGGCAGCAGCAGAUGAUGUCAUUUCUGGCAAAGGCCGUGCAGAGCCCUGGAUUUCUUGCACAGCUGGUACAGCAGCAGAGUGAUAGCAACCGAUGCAUUUCUGGGGUCAAUAAGAAAAGGAGACUCCCCAAACAGGAAGUCAACUCUGAGGGUGAACAUGCUGCAGCUCCUGAUGGACAGAUCAUCAAAUAUCAGCCAUUGAUGAAUGAGGCAGCAAAAGCAAUGUUAAGGCAGAUUUUGAAAUUUGAUUCAUCUCCCAGGCUAGAAUCUUCAAAUGGAAAUCCUGAUAGUUUCUUGAUUGACAAUGUUCCUUCACCAUCUAAUGCAUUGGACAGUGGCAGCUCUUCAAGUAGAAUCUCAGGAGUGACACUUUCAGAGGUACCACCAACUUCUGGGCAAUCAUUUUUGCCUGCAGCAUCAGAGUUUACAGGGAUUCGUCCCUCAGCUGCCAUAACCGAGAUUCAAUCUUCUUCGAGUCUAGUAACAGAUAUGGUUACAUCAACUCAGUUUGCAGAUAUGAGUGUGAUGUCUGGAGUGGAGGAGGUUGCCUCAUGCCAGCCAGACAUGGUUAUCCCACAAAUACAGGGAAUGAUUUCAGAGCCUAGUGCUGUAGACAUUCCAGGGAAUUAUGUGGGUACUGAAACAGGUAAUGGGGUCUACAUGGAUCCAUUGUCAGUGGGGCUUGAUACAACAAUGCCAAUAGAAACGGACAAGUUCUCUCCUGAUCCAGAUUUGGAUAUUUUUAUUGAUGGUUCCAAGCUUCCGGGUAUAAAUGAUGCAUUCUGGGAACAAUUCCUCACGGCAAGCCCAAUGUCAGGGGACACAGAAGAGAUUGACUCAAGCACGCCGGAAGGUGCUUCCAAGGAAAAAGAUGGUCAUUCUGGACAGGAAAAUGGAUGGGACAAAGCUCAGCAUAUGGAUCAGCUCACAGAACAGAUGGGGCUUCUUACGUCGGACACCAAAGGGGGUUAACCUUAUGCAUAUCUGUGUUAUGCCGAGUAAAGUGUAAAGCCUACACUGCUACUAUCGUCAUCGUUGUUGACAUAUUGGUGCUCUCCCUCGGCGCUCGCCUCAAGCAAUCCAACAAGCAUGAAAUGGACGGACUACUAAAUAUAUGGGAGUCCUAUAAGCUUCUCCUGACUUUCCCCUGUGCUCAUUUUGUUUUCUUCUUGUUCCCUUCUACCCAGCUUGUUGCGAGCUGCAUGAAUUAAACAAGCACAACAGUGCAAGGAUUCCUAUUUUCUGUAUUUUGGGUAUUCGAAUGAUGUGCUUCUCUCCGAAGCCUAGGGUUUUUCUUGAGAGAGAGAACCACUUAUAUAAGCUUUCAAAAAUUUCAUUCA